This is a messenger RNA of Pestalotiopsis fici W106-1, 1671 nucleotides long. RefSeq lists its product as uncharacterized. The record is from RefSeq and is a predicted model, not a curated record. The coding region runs from base 1 to 1671 and encodes 556 amino acids. The transcript is spliced from 5 exons. Lineage: Eukaryota; Fungi; Ascomycota; Sordariomycetes; Amphisphaeriales; Sporocadaceae. Gene Ontology annotation, molecular function: CoA-ligase activity. Gene Ontology annotation, biological process: secondary metabolic process.
AUGGUCAUCUCCUCUCCCCACACCGACGUAUUCAUCCCAAACACGGAUAUAUGGUCGCUCCUUUUCGAGAAGAAGGAAGCGGGCAGAAAGAUUGAUAACAACAAAGAACUCUUCAUUGACGGAGACACAAAGCGAUCAUAUACUUAUGGCCAGCUCAAGGAUGCCACAGUUGCCUUUGGAAAGGGUCUGAAGUCGCAAUGGGGCUUCAAGAAGGGCGAUGUACUUGGCAUCUUCUCCCCCAAUAACAUUGACUACGGCGCCGUCUGCUGGGGUGCCCUAUGGGCCGGUGGUGUCUGCUCGACCGCCAACCCGACCUACACGGUCAAGGAACUCGCCUUUCAGCUCAAGGACUCCAACGUCAAGGGUGUCGUGACGCAGGUUCCCAUGCUACCCGUGUUGCUCGAGGCGGCCAAGCAGAUUGGCCUGCCCGAGGACCGCAUCCUGCUCAUGGGCGACGAGAGGGAUAACGCGGGCAAGUUUAAGCAUUUCACCGACCUCCAGGACACGAGCUUGUUGUUUUCACACUCCCGGACAAGGAUCGACCCUCAAAAGGACCUCUCCUUCCUGGUGUACUCCUCGGGAACGACCGGACUCCCCAAGGGUGUCAUGUUGAAGCACUCCAACAUUGUGGCCAACGUUAUUCAGUCGACAACCGUAGAAGCGCGGAGCGGUCUCUACCCCACAGGCGGUCUCGACGGGCAGGGCGAUAAGCAGUUGGCUGUCCUGCCCUUUUUCCACGUAUACGGUCUCGUGAAUAUUCUCCACGCUGCAGUGCACGACGGCUACCAAGCUGUUGUGCUGGCAAAAUUCGAAUUGGAAAAGUUCUGCAAGCUUGUUCAAGAGUAUGGCAUUACGUUUGCCUACAUUCCACCCCCAAUCGUCCUCGGGCUCGCGAAGCAUCCUAUUGUGGACAAGUACGACCUAUCAACCAUAAAGUGGCUCAACUCGGGAGCAGCACCCUUGACGCAUGAACUCAUUAAUGGUGUCUGGGAGCGUCUGACCAUUCCCGUGAAACAAGGUUAUGGUCUGUCAGAAGUAUCGCCCGUGGCGCUACUCCAAACAGUCCUUGAAUGGGCUAAAUACAAGGGCUCCGUGGGCAAACUCAUUCCCAAUAUGACUUGCCGCGUUGUCGAUCUAGAAGGAAACGAUGUCAAGCAAGGCGAGGAGGGCGAAAUUUGGCUGAAAGGCCCCAACGUCUUUUCGGGCUACCUCAACCGACCCGAGCUCGCCAAGGAUACUUUCAGUGCCGACGGCUGGUUCAAGACUGGUGAUAUUGGUUACAUGGAUGACAAGGGCAACUUCUUUGUUACAGACCGUCUUAAGGAGCUUAUCAAGUACAAGGGUUUCCAAGUGCCACCUGCCGAGUUGGAGGGCGUUCUUUUGGGACAUACCGACAUUACGGAUUCUUGUGUGAUUCCAGUCUACGAUCAGGAGCGCGCUACCGAAAUCCCCCGCGCCUACGUUGUGGUUAGGCCCGGCAUUGAGCGGACAGACGAAAAGGCCAAGGAGAUUGUCGACUGGAUCUCCUCAAAGGUCGCUCCUCACAAGCAACUUCGCGGUGGAGUACGAUUCGUUGAUGAAGUGCCAAAGAACGCAAGCGGCAAGCUUUUGCGUAGAGUGCUCAAGGAGCAGGCCAAAGCUGAGGAGAAAGCCAAGGGACCAAAGUUGUAG